Molecule: messenger RNA, 2997 nt
Organism: Marchantia polymorpha subsp. ruderalis
Lineage: Eukaryota; Viridiplantae; Streptophyta; Marchantiopsida; Marchantiales; Marchantiaceae
Source: the annotation of a GenBank genome assembly
AAAUGCUCAGAAAAGAUCACCACAUCACCAAUGAUUCACCGGGACUAUCCCUCGGCCGCCCGCCUGUCCCGCCCCCGGCUUCUCAUCUAGCUUUCCUUCGAUGUGCUAACUUCUGGCGCAACCAAUCUACGUCCGUGUCUAUGUCUUUCGAUCCAUCUAUUAGCGACCCCCUACUCGGACCCCACUCUACGCCUCGUUGACGACGACUUGACGACGACUUGAGAGUUCUGAAGGUCGUUUGGGUACCACUUCUGGACCUCCUUCAAUUCCAUUCGUUCGUGAAGCUCGGAACAGUUCUCUGGGACGACUGAACUCACAAUCCGCGUCGGACACGAAGGUGGACGCAGUAUCGUUCCGGUCACCGCCUCCUUGCCAUUAGACAGAACAGCAAGUGCGCAGCACACGGUUCCGCAGCUGCCUGUCCUGGAAGAUUUGUUCAGAAUGAGUCCAGACGAUUCUCACUAUGCACACUUUGUCACGACGACCUUGAAUGCGGCAGCUCCCGCAUUCAGAAUCGGUCGCUCAGUGAGUCAGAUCGACGACUCGAGAGUCGUCGAUUUUUCCUGCUGACAUUGUGCGCUGUCACUCCACUACCAGCUCUGGAAUUGGAAUAGAUGGACUCUCAUCUCCAAUCUAGUGCGAUCAUCGACGUUUCCGCAGUAUGUCCGCUGGCUCGGAGGGGCCAAUCGACCGAACAGCUUUGUUCCUCAGUCUAUCACUUUUGGUGACCACCGGUACGCGACCCGACACGACCUGACCUGGCAUUCGCAUGACCUCGGUCUUUGGCAGUGUGCUCCUGGGAUUGGAAUUGAACUCGGUUGGCGUCGUAGUGACUAGAUCGCCUGGUGCGAACUUGCCUUACCAGUCAAGGUGGGAUAACUGUUUGUGGAAUUAAUUUCUUUCGCUGUUUUGAAUUAUAAAAGUCAUGGCCAAGAGACAAAAGGCAGGUUAGGUUUGCCCUCUCGCUUGGUUUCCGGAGGCAGCGAGCAGUAGCAGUAGCAGCCAUGGGAGGGGAGGGGAGGAGAAUAUUUAUGUUCUGAAGAGUUUGUAUGAAAGGACUGCAGAACCCCAAAUAUCCAAAUGGCACAUUGCCACCACCUCUUCCACGUGCAAAGCACAGAUAUAAAAGAUUCAUUGAGUGCUGGGAGGCACUUCUAUUCGCAUUACGUGCUUCUGUACUUCACCGUGCCCUCACUUCCAUCCGCUCUUGUCUGCUCUGCCCUCCUCUGCUCUGCCCGUCUCCUCUCCCCUCCCCUCUCCUCUCCUCUGUCCUGCCCUGCCCCAGGGUCUAGUCUGAAGAAAGCCUGAAGGGAGGGGAGGGGGAAGGGAAGGAAAGGAAAGAGAAGCUCGGCUCUCGACUCUCGGGAGAAAGGCGAAGACGAGCGACCGACGACAAGUGCUUCCUCGAUUCUUGCGAUGGUUUCACAGAAAUUUAUUACAAAUCUCCAGUUUGUAUGCUUUUGGACGACACGUACAUGCGGAACAACAAUCACUACUCACAAAGUCUCAGCCUCAGUCACUCGCUUCAAGUGUUCAGAGUUGUGGGAGGACGAGGAAUAUCUGUCUUUUAUCUUCACAUGCAGCUUCAAAGUUCUAUGUCUUCACGUGCAGCGGGCAGAUUUAGCGAGCAUUCUCGAAAUUUGGUUAUGGUCCUAUACGGCGUCCGGCUCCAAGGAAACUGACAUCUCUCUCAGCAAUACCACGGCGCCAAAGAUCAACUUUCUCUCACAGCUUUGCUACUUGGAAUAAGUGUUGAAUAGUCAUUACCUCCCACUCAGCUUUCUACUUGAUUCCAUCUACUCACAUCGGAAUUGAGCAGGAGGGUAAAAUGAGGAUCAAAUGAGAACAUGGAAUCUAUUGGAGGGCUUAUCGCAUUAUUCGACAAAUGCACGCACCGUAACAUUGAGGUUUUUCAUUCACGAGCCCGACGAUGAUACUGAGUUCUGACCUUCAAGGAGCGAAAGUCAUUUUCCAGACUGACUUCGAUGCCUCCCUAACUUCCUCCAUCCAAGUCAAUAUAUUACUGUCGAUCAUGACAAUAGCACCGGCAUCUCUCACUAGCCGAAGGCAGGAAAAAAGUUUCUUCCCCAUAGUGGAGACAGUUACUGUAAUGUGCGAGUGAAGAACAUCUGAGCGAGUGCCCUUCAUCAGCUAAGUACUUGCCGCACUCACCAGCCUAUGAUCGUGUGGGAUGCAUCUUUGUCGUAUGGCCAGAGUUCUCCCAUCACGAAGCCAAACAAGCCGAUCAGCCGACCUACCGGAUUUGUGGACGGUGCGAAGUUAGUUGACACCGCUCUGCAUAUUUUCAUGCUUCAACAGUGGCCUUCUAUUAAGGUGUGCCUUGUAGCUGGAUUGUGGACAAAUUGAAGAUCCUUCGUAUGUCAACGAUAGUCCCAUCAUAUUUAUGUGCCAUACAGCGGAGAUCUGGUACAUCCCCAUCAAGUCGUCGUUACAUGACUCAACAGUGGCUUAUAUGGGCGAGCAUAUUUGUGAACAGCUAGCCUGAGCCGACUUUUGCAAGUAUGGUGGAAAAGCAGCACGCUGACUAUAAUAGUUUUCUCUUGACACGAGAAAUCUCAACCUUGGAAGCUUUACUGGGACGGGACACAGUGGGCCAGAUUUAUUAGAUUAGAGGUAAAGUGAACGCCUCACGACGAGCAGAGGGGUUUAGAGUCACCUGAUCUGGAUCAAAAGGGAUACCAAGUAAUUUAGCAAAAAGGAUGGGAAGACCCCAUCAAGUCGUACAUGGAUGAUGAAUCCAAGGUCUAGAAAGUUUUUGAUAUUCUGUUCUGGUAUCGAUAAGAGAAGUUGGCUGUCACCGGCGAAUAUACAUGCUGGCUUGGAACACAGCAUUUAUUGCCAUUAAAGACCUGACGAGAUUACAGCCAAGUGAUAUAUUGAUGCCAAGCAAGACUCAUGUGAGGUUGUGAACUCCUAAAAGUACCCACCCCAUGCCUGGGCUCAAAAAAUGUCAUUUUGAUUUAUUAUAUUUGAAAG